CCAUCGCGCUGGGGAAAUGGGAGUUGGGUUGCUGCGCCGCGCUUAGUAACCGAGGCGUCAGAGAGCCUCACCUCAGCCUCACACCGGAUUAGUGACGUGAACCAGACCGGGCUCGCAUGCACCGCAAUGGGCUUCGCAGGUCACUUGUCAAGGAUGGUAAUAUCCUGGCAGUUUCUGCUCCUUUCUGAGAUGGCACUAGUCAAAGGUGACAGCGGGAAUUGCUCCUGUUCGUCAGCAUCAGACUUCGAGACAUAUGACUUCAUUAUGAAUUCUCAGAUCUGCUGUCUAAAUUUCUCCGGAUCUACUGUCGGCACCCUCCGAUGGAGCAACUUUUCAGGCAUGUCUAAGCUAAAAAUUCUUGACCUUUCAUCGAGUUCAAUUGAGGAAAUAAUACACAGUGAUGAUGGCAGCAUCUCGCUGGAGGUUAUCUACUUGGAGCGGAAUCUUUUAAAGUUUCUUCCAGAGACUUUCUUGGCCAAUGCACCAAAUCUGAGAGUCCUGCACCUAGAGGAAAACAAGCUGCAAAAACUGCCAGACAUAUUUCUUCGAGAAUCCAACCAGCUUGAAGAACUGUAUCUGGAUUUCAACCAUUUGUCUAAUCUUCCUCCAGGAUUUGUGAAACCAAGCCUAAAGAGAUUAGUACUUUCUAACAACACCUGGGAAUGUUCCUGCUCAUUAUAUGAUGAGCUUCAGAACUACCGUAACCUGCCCAAAGCUGGAAAUGGAGGAUAUGAACUUGGCUUAAAAUGUUCCACCCCAAAACAUUACAUAGGAAAAAGUCUGGAGUCCAUGCAGAGGUCUGAGCUGUGUAGGUCACAUGGAUUAACAGCUCUCUUUAUUCUGUUGCCACUUUGUUUUGUUCUUAUGAUUAUGCUUUGUUGGUGUUGUGGAAGGAGGAAAAAAAGCAAGGAAGCCAGCUUUGAUCUGGCAAAACCAGAAACGCAGCUGGCAACAGUGGACAGGAAUGGAACAAAAGGGUUUUUGGACCGGCAGCACCAUUAUGUUCCCUGUGAGGUGGCACUGCCCAAUGAUGGUGAGAAAAACAUUCUUCUGAAAAACCAGCUAAUGCUGAGACCUUCGGCUGCUUUACUAGGUAGUAGUCGUGACCUUUACGAGGAAGUAGAAAUCAAACUCGGUGCCUCCUUGGAUUCUCUGGCCCAUCCAGAGGAUUCCUGUCCAGCCUCACCAGAUCUCUGUGUUGAGGAAGGAGACAAGUUUAUGGAAGAAAACAAACCUGAUGUUGAAGUGGUGAGUGUCACUGAAGUUCUGAGAGAUUCAGCAGACAGAGAAAAACUUUAUCUCGCCCAGUCGACGGAUUAUUAUAACCUUGUUCCUGGUAUUGAUCUCGAAGACUCUGAUCAUUGUGAAUAUGAAAAUGUGGACCUGUCCUGAAAACGCUUUUUGAUAGACUUGCUGAAAGGUCACUCAUCACUGAUGAUAGAAAGGAAUCAGACUACAGAGCAACAGGGAAAUGGUGCUGCUUUCUAUAUUUUCCCCAUGCAACACGUGGCAGAAAGUGCUUGUCCUUAUAAAAAAAAAAACGCAAUCAGACGUUACAACAGAAACCCAAGAGAUAUUUUGACAGCUAACUACAAAUUUAUUCUGUGUAUGUAUGUGCACAAAAUAACAAAUCCCGUAAGACUUUCUGGCCUUGUGCAUGAAGACAUUUUCAGCACGGACUGUGGAGCAACACAAGAUAAGCACAUCCUAAAAAUUCAGUACCAUAAACAAAUUGGAAUGGAAUGUGACAUUAACAUUUGCUUGACUGAAAGCCAGAAGCACUGCAGUUUUAGUUUUGAUGGUGUUUGCAUUAAGAAAUACUUGUUUUCUUGCAAAACCAGUUACUCUUCCUAAACUUGUACUGUAGGUGAUAUUUAUUGCUACAUUUUCACUUACUGUGUACUUUGUAGCCUACAGAAGAACCUUACAAAGUUCUCAACCAAUGACAAACCUUAAUGGUAAGGUGAUAGUUGUAGCCAUUGUGCAUAAAGUGCCUAUUGAUUUUAUAAACGACAGUACAUUGGAGCUAACGCCAGUAUUUCAUGAAGCUGGUUCACGCUCCAGUACUGCAAUAACAAAAAAUGUAUCUGAGUCAUAAUGUGGUCACAGUCAUGAGACAAGCCUGAGGAGCCACGAGAGACUAAAAUACAGGAUUCCGAGGGAUUGGCAGUUUAUUACUGCAGGGCCAGGAGAAUAGAUGGGGUUGUCACUGCACACUUGGUUUUCUGUCCUCUGUUCUGACUCUUGACUGCCUUCUAAGCUACCUGUCUGAGGUGUGCAUCAAAAAUGUGCUCGCUGGACAAUGAUCUAGGGGUAACCUUCUGAGUCUGAGCCAGCUCCCUCGUCCAGGCUGAAGUUCUGGGAAAAGUGUAACCUCAUAUUGUGGAGUCUGAGCAGAAGAUGUGGCACAAACUGUGACAGAAGGCAGUGGCCGACAUACUACAAUAUAAAAUAGUCACCUACCUUUUCUCCCUUCCCACAAGACGGCCCAUCUUUGAUUUGCAUUAUGAAGCAGGAGCUAAACCGAGAGAACCUAACAGAA
This is a messenger RNA of Polypterus senegalus (gray bichir), 2542 nucleotides long. RefSeq lists its product as uncharacterized. The record is from RefSeq and is a predicted model, not a curated record. Gene Ontology annotation, molecular function: protein binding. Gene Ontology annotation, cellular component: plasma membrane. The transcript has 2 exons. The coding region runs from base 127 to 1392 and encodes 421 amino acids. NCBI's taxonomy places the organism in Eukaryota, Metazoa, Chordata, Cladistia, Polypteriformes, Polypteridae.